Exaiptasia diaphana is the source of this 4837-nucleotide messenger RNA. RefSeq lists its product as uncharacterized. The transcript is spliced from 30 exons. Lineage: Eukaryota; Metazoa; Cnidaria; Anthozoa; Actiniaria; Aiptasiidae. The record is from RefSeq and is a predicted model, not a curated record. Gene Ontology annotation, cellular component: plasma membrane. The coding region runs from base 76 to 3942 and encodes 1288 amino acids.
AAGUUGUGUGUGGUGUAUGAUCUUUGAUUGAUGGUAGAUUUUCCAGGUUUUUAGGAAAAAAUUAUCUCCUCCAACAUGAAGGUGAUUUGGGGGCUGUUAGCCCUGGGAUUGCUGGGUGUAUUUACGAGAGCGAAGCCUUCACAUCGGCAUUCACUUUUCGAUGACUCUGAGAGAACACUUAUUAGAGUUACUCGAUCCGACCUCGAUGAUGAGGAACCUAAGGUUGAGCAUCACAAGAAAAUCGAGAAGAAACGCUCAACAGAGGAGCAUUUAAAGAGAUCUCGAAGAGCACAACAGGAAGACGAGUUUUUCCAAGCGCUCCUUUCCCGUUCUGCUAAAACAAAGAAUGAGCAAAAACGGUCUUUCGAGGAUAAUGGCUCCCAGAGCAAAGGGUUUAUCAUUCGGGACGAUUGGAAGGGUGAUUCCAAGAUAUCAGACGCCGACAGGACAGAGCUGGAGAAUCUAUUCAGUGCUAUCAAUGCUCCAGCAGAGAAGACUGAAGAAAAGAGAAGCAGUCAUGAUGGCAAAAUGUAUGAUUUCACACAGUGGCUUGUUAGUCAAUCCAGCGCCAUAUUUACCAAGUCUCUUAAGCACAUCGUAGAUGUCGAGCGGUCGCUUUCCAAGAUGAUCUACAAUGAUGACAUCAUAAAGAAAUUGAAAGCACGCAAAGUCCAACUAUUAGCAGAUGGAAUAACCAAGAAUGAAACCAAAUCCAAGGAAGUAUCUCUAGCUGAUCAAGCUUUAUCKGAUGAAAAGGCGCGCAAAAAGUUCUGCAAGACAAAAUGCUACGACAUCAAUGUUUCUGGUAUAAACUGCCGUAUCAUUUGUCAUCCUCCCCAUAUCGACACCACCAAUGGUCUCCAAAUGCAGCAGCUUCCCUAUGCGCCGCCUUGCRCUAACCCUAACUGUGGAGUGGGGGUCGGACAAACACCRUGUGCCCCACAAGGGUGCACACCUGGGUACCCACAGCAGAUGACUGGGUAUCCACAGACAUAUAACCCCUAUGGAGKUGUCGUUCCACCCACCACGGUCUACAGUCCUAACCGAGGGUAUGGACACUUCCACCAGCACGCAAAGCAUCAUCCAAARGCGGCCAAGGGAAAGAAGGGAAAGAAAGAAAAGGAUAAGAGUAAGGAUAAGAAAGCUAAAAAAGGCAAGAAGGGAUCGAAAGCACAGGACAAACACCCUGUUCUCGAAAAGCAGCAUGACGACUCAAACUCAACCGACUCCUCCUCAAGCAGCAGCUCAGAAGACAAAAAGAAGAAGAAAAAGAAGUUGCAAAAAUUGCCAGAAAUUCCAGACACAGAAGACAUUGACAGCGAGUACGAAUAUGAGGGACCUGGRGCYGAAAAUGAGCUWGAAUACGAGCAUCCUCAUUGGCUUCAUCAUAAGUCGGACCAUAGAAAGGGUGCUUUCGGACAAGGUGAAGGAAUGGGAGGAGGAAGYGUCGGAGGAGGCGGCGGUGGUGGAGGAGGGCUGAAGGCUAAGUACGGCCCUGUAACCCUCAACACAUUAGGAGCAACUGUUCAUAUAACACCCAUGAGCUUCAGUUCUCCCGGUGGUCCCUCAAUGCCUCCAGCAGGUAUCCAAAUUGGACCCCCUAACCCCAGUAUGGUGAAUAACCCUAUGAUUCCACAACAACCAUACUACAGUCCUAUGCAGAAUCCSUAUGGUGUUCAACCUCUUCCUGCCAACCAGGAUGAGUCGACUCAAGCUAAUGUCGUCGAGGAUGCUGCAGCUCGUUCGUUCCAACCUAUGCCUAAGGAUUGUGAGGAUUACACUCAUAAGAAAUGCCAAGUUUUCCUGGACUGGCCUACCGAUGAGAACAAUGAGAUCAAGGCUUCGUUGAGAUUCAAACAGAACUGGCACCCAGACUAUCGUAARAAGGASUCAACCAAAUACAAGAUCUUCAAGGAAGAGAUUGAAAAAGCUUUCCGUGAUGCUUACACUCAAAAUCCUAACUUCUUGGGAGUUAACGUCACAAGCUUUAGUGAAGAAGACAUGAAGACAGCUGCAAACUUUGUUCUGAAGUUUUACCAACCAGAAAACGGAGCUCUACGAUUGCUGUCCAACGCCAUCUCCAACAACUACGUGAUGUCCAUGCCAGUCUACAAAGACACUUUACUCAGAGAUGGACUAAAGCACCUUCGCCGUAAUUUUGUCUCAAGACAGAAAGAGGUUGAUAAGCUCCCAUCUAAACCUGCAGAGAAGCCAGAAAAGAGAAAAAAGACUAGUAGCUUACUGGAUUCAGAAUCAAAAGCUUACCAGGGCUGCUUCAAGGACAAAAUGCCCGAACGCGAUCUUCCAGUAAGAUUUUCCAAGUUUCAAAUGACUCCAGAAUGGUGUGUUGGUCGCUGCAAGUUGGCUGGUUACAAGUUUGCAGGUGUCCAGUACGCGUAUCUGUGUUUCUGUGGCAACAAGUUUGGUAGAUAUGGAAAGGUUGAGGAUAAAGAAUGCAGUAGUCAUUGUUAUGGUGACCGUAACCGAUUCUGUGGGUCUUUCUGGCACAACUCUGUGUAUUCCAUUGAUGGGCAAAAACACGAUGUAGCUGAAUUUGCCCACUCAAAGGAUGAUGGUGAUGAUGAUAAAGAUGAAGGGUCAGCCAAUGAUAACCCUGACAAGAAAGCCGCUGACAAAGAACAUGCUGAAGUAGCCACAAAUCUAAUGAAAGCUGCUGAAGCUGCUCUCAAAGCUGCCAAGAAACUAUUACCACAGGGUAAGAAAGAAAGAAGAGACGCAGAAUCAGAGCUCGAGCAGGAGAAAGCAACAGCACUUUCAGCACUUGGAGCCGCACAAAGCGUGAUGGACAACAGCGAGAGGCAGCGAAAGAUUGAAAAACGUGACGCCGACUUGCAUGAAGGGCGUGACUUGCUCGUCUCGUAUCUAGGCAACGUCGGUGGCUAUGACAGACAGUAUCGUAGUGUGGACAGCCAGGAAGAAGGAGAAGCAGAUGCUCCUAAGUUUGAAUACAAACGUAUGCUGAUUGACGAGUCUGGUGAUGGAGAAUUUGUCGAGAAAGAUGGCGGUGAAGAGGAGAAGAAGAAACACAAACGCUCCGUCUCUCAUGAUGUAUCUAAGAGAAGGAGAAGAAGGUCGGUGAAAACUGAAGACGAACCAGUUAAAGCCGUCGAAGAUAAACCAAAGAAAGUUCACAAACCAAGACCACAACCCGCAGUAGUCAAAAAGGCUCAUGAUAAAGCAGAAAAGAAAGAAAUUAAAAAAACCAAACCAACAGCUGAUAAGCCAAAGCCAAAGAUUGCUACCGCCAAAAAGGUCGAAAAGAAACCUGUUGCAGAUAAAGUAGAGAAGAAAGAAUCAAAGAAAGAAAAACGAUCUGUAAAACCAGAAGAAAAAGUGCUCCACAGAUCAAGACGCGAGCUGGUCGAAGAAGAAGAGGAACCAAAAACAAAGCGCGAUAUCUGGCUUGACGACAACAAAACUUCUCAAAUGCAGAGCGAUAUUAAUAAUGGUAUUGAAUCUUCUCUGGAAAUACUAUUGGACGUCUUUAAGGGUAGAAAAACCCUUGAAAACUUCAGAGAAUCAAUACUGAAACUGAAAGAAGACGUCGCUUCCACGUUGUCUGUAUCAAAGUACCAGAGAUCAGAGGUGAAGGCGAAAAUACGAUCAAUCAUCGACAAGGAACUACCAAAGAGAACAACUGCGUUCUUUAAAAAGCUCCGAGACACRAUAGGAGAUUACGCWGUYUCKCAUGCYGCUGUAGCACCACAAGCUGCUGAGGCUGAAAAAGCCAUUUUAGAUCUUCCUGUCUUGGACACAGUUGCCAAGAAGGCAAAGUCAACCAUCCAAAAACGUAGCGCCGAGUUGGCCGAGGAAAUCAAAAAGGCCACCUUAGACAAUCUCCCAAGUAUUCUAAAAGAACAUUUUAAAAGAAAUUCCGAAGACGACACCAAGCGAAGAAAGCGUUCUUCGGAGAAGCAGUGAAAUCCGUUUAUACGUAUAUAGCCUGACCAGGCAUAGUUGCUAGAUUCCAUACGACUACUUUUAUAAGUACGAUAAUUCAUGAUUCGUUGCAUGGAUACUACGAUUAUUGCGCGACUAGCGAUACUGCCGUCGUGGAAACUGUUUCCAUGGAGACUUGAUUUCCAUGGAAAUGAUCACCAACGACGCGGUUUUCGUGGAUAGGUUAAGUCAUGAAAAUWGUUUCCAUGGAGAUGUUAGUGGUUUCCAUGGAGACCGUUACCAUAGACACAGCUGUCAUGAAUAGGCUAAGGUAGUUUGCACGCCAUUUGAUUGGACGGAACUAGUUUUAGGUGUAACAUAAUUAUUAUCACAUAUGGUGUGCAAUGGUUGCUAAGGGAACAUUUACAUAUCCUUUUUUCCACAUUCUUGCGUUGCUAUAGUAACCAUGAUUGUUAAAGUGUACAGUUACUUUAGAAUCGUAUCCAUGGAAACUAAAGGGUAACUAUGACAAGGUAUCAGUCUUCUCGCUUGUAACAUUUUAUUGCGGUUAGUGACGUAUGCAUCUUAGUAUAGAAUCAUUUUCGACAACUAGGAGACUUAUUCCGGGUCUUAGCCGAUUUUGAUCAUGUAAUGAUUGACGCUUGGCUCAACCAAUCAUGUUGCAGCUUUAGCAUCCAUCAUUAUUCGUUCAGUUUCAUCCUAGUGAAAUAUUGUACAGAAUAACGAUAAGUGACGUUAUCACUUUCGCUACAUACCAGUCAAAUCACGUGGUGCAGUCAGGGACAUGGCGAUCACGUAACCCGUCACGUGACAUUAGUACAUUUURUUUUGAAUAGAUCCAAUGUUGAUCACCUCACUUGUAUGAUAUUCGACUUCUUUAUGAGAACUAAUAAAAUACACAAUGCAUAACAACUGA